This is a messenger RNA of Amblyraja radiata (thorny skate), 2222 nucleotides long. RefSeq names its product thymidine phosphorylase (gene tymp). Lineage: Eukaryota; Metazoa; Chordata; Chondrichthyes; Rajiformes; Rajidae. Gene Ontology annotation, biological process: pyrimidine nucleoside metabolic process; pyrimidine nucleobase metabolic process. Gene Ontology annotation, molecular function: 1,4-alpha-oligoglucan phosphorylase activity; pyrimidine-nucleoside phosphorylase activity. The record is from RefSeq and is a predicted model, not a curated record. The coding region runs from base 436 to 1812 and encodes 458 amino acids. The transcript is spliced from 12 exons. Gene Ontology annotation, cellular component: cytosol.
AUUUUGAGUGCACCUGGUAUUUUUCAGGUCCGGCAGUCUUAGUAGCACGUUUCGGGUAGUAACUCUAAUGGAACAGUCGUAAUAAAAGGGCCAUUUUGAGACUGAUUGCUUUGGUGGUCGGAAGUGCUGUUGGAAAUUUACUAUCCUCAAAGUCAAGAUAACGACCUUAUAAUCCAAGCAAACUUCCCAUAUAGGGGAAGAAUUAUUGCUUUGUUCCAUUAUUAUUGUGAGCGAAGAGUCAGCCUUGGAUCUGAUCUGUGAAGGACGCAAUAAUUAAUGCAUCUCUGAGGUGUGCUUUCCUCGAGUUAACAGAGCUCAUUGACAUGGAUUCUUCCCAGCCAAAGCAACAACAAUGUUUUACAUUUCUCCUAAUUAACCACAUCCAUCUACGCUCCUCCAAUUCAAUCUCUUGUGACACAGGCAGGAGUUGAGAAAAUGUGCACCAGCCAAGAACACAUUAAUAUACCGGAAAUGAUUAGGAAGAAACGAGACAAGCAGUCUUUGAGUGCAGAAGAAAUCCAUUAUUUUGUUCAAGGCGUAAUAAAUCAAACCAUCCAAGAAUGUCAGAUUGGUGCUAUGCUAAUGGCAAUUCGCCUGCAGGGAAUGACACUGGAGGAGACUGUGAAUCUGACCCAAGAGAUGAAAAUAUCUGGGGUUGUCCUGGAAUGGCCAAAGGAGUGGUCUAGUACCAUGGUUGAUAAACAUUCCACAGGAGGAGUUGGUGACAAGGUCAGCCUUAUUCUGGCACCAGCCCUGGCUGCCUGUGGUUGCAAGGUUCCAAUGAUCAGUGGCAGGGGACUGGGACACACUGGAGGUACACUGGACAAACUAGAAUCUAUCCCAGGAUUCAACAUUAACAAGAGCCCAGAGGAGGUGAAACAGAUCUUGGCUACAGUUGGAUGUUGCAUUAUUGGGCAAACAGCAGAUUUGGUCCCGGCCGAUAAGAAGUUGUACAGUAUCAGGGAUGUAACAUCGACGGUGGAUAGUUUGCCCUUAAUAGCAGGUUCCAUAAUAUCGAAGAAAGGAGCGGAGUCCCUGGCUGCCCUCAUUCUGGAUGUGAAAUUUGGAGAAGGAGCUUUGUACAAGGACAUCAAUGAUGCCAGAGAGCUGGCACAAUAUUUGGUUGAUGUUGGUAAUCGCUUAGGCAUUCGGACAGCUGCUGCUCUUUCCAAGAUGGACAAUCCUAUCGGCAGAAAUAUUGGGAAUUCACUGGAAGUCAUCGAAUCCAUUGAAUGCCUGAAAGGCAAGGGACCCAAGGACUUAGAGGGACUGGUCACCUGUUUAGGAGGCCACCUACUCCAUAUGUGUGGCAAGGCUGGAAGCUUUAAGGCCGGGGAGAGCAACAUCAAGGAUACAUUGCAGAAUGGCUGUGCUUUGGCCAAGUUCCAGGACAUGCUGGUGGCACAGGGAGUGACUGCUAACUUAGCCAAGGCUUUGUGUGCGGGGAAGGACGUACUGAAACGUGCAGUUAAACAGGAAGAACUGAAAGCUGAAGCAGGAGGGGUUGUGCAGGCAAUUCAUUCUUUGCCAUUAGCCAAGGUAUUGCAUGAACUGGGAGCAGGCCGCACCCAACCCGAUCAAGCAGUCAACUGGACUGUUGGAAUAGAACUCCUGAAAAUUGUGGGCGACCAGGUUAACAAAGGCGAUCCUUGGCUUCGGAUUCAUUUUGAAGAUCCCUCCCUCAAUGAAAGCCAGAAAGUUCUUCUCCAACACUCGCUCGUCAUUGGGGAAAAGGUGGAAUAUGGUCCCUUGGUUACUGAAAUUAUCCAGGUCCAAUCACAGGGAGAGAAAAGGCAAAACUGCCCAGUUUAGUAAGAGGUUCAUAGGUAAGAUACGCAUUAUCCAGAUGCAAGUAACACAAAACUUUGGUGGGGAAAUUUGUCUUGGGUUUGGGUGCAAAAAAAGCAAUAUCCAAAUGAUUUCACCUUAUAAGGAAAACAAUGGAAUUAAGUAUCAGCUACUUUUAUAGUGGGCAAUUAAUCCCAUUUUGCUUGUGCUAAAUUACUAUUGCCCUGUCCUUCUAAACGCUAUUAAAUUUCAACUGUGACAAUUCUCCAAAAACCAGAGUGAUGGUGUUUAAAAUAAUGGAGGCUAUGAAAACUGGCAUCAACUUGAUUGGUCAUCAACUCUUUCCAUGCAUACAGUACAAAUUACUACAUCUAAUAUCUCAAAUUAUUCACAUAUUGGUGGUGUGUAAAUGGGUCCCUGGAGUUAAAUAAAUC